Molecule: messenger RNA, 1815 nt
Organism: Pediculus humanus corporis (human body louse)
Lineage: Eukaryota; Metazoa; Arthropoda; Insecta; Psocodea; Pediculidae
Exons: 9
Coding region: 1-1815 (604 amino acids)
Molecular function (GO): protein binding
Source: RefSeq, a predicted model, not a curated record
AUGACGAAACUACACGAUCCUAAUCGGCCUCUUCACAUUGUGCAUUUUGAAUCUCCAUCACAUACUGGUACACUUCUUUGUGGUCUUCAAGCUUUAAGAUGUAAGGGUCUUCUAAUUGAUGUAACUUUAAUUGCCGAAGGAGAAUCAUUUUCAGCUCACAAAGCAGUUUUAGCAUCAUGUAGUGAUUAUUUUAGGGCAAUGUUUACCGAUGCUAUGAAGGAAUCUAGAGAAAGUGAAAUAAAGUUAAAUGGUGUGACUGCUGCUGGGAUUAGAUUAUUAUUAGACUAUGCUUACACUUCUCGUCUUGCCUUAACUUUGGAUAACAUUCAAGAUGUUUUAUCUGCUGCUAGCCAUGUUCAAGUUGUAGCAUUAGUUGAAGCUUGUUCUAGUUAUUUACAAACUCAACUUGAUUUAGACAACUGCAUUGACAUAGCAACUCUAGCUGAAAUUUAUUCAUUGCCUCAAUUAAGAAAACAAGUUUAUCGUUUUAUGUGUGCUCAUCUCAGUGAAUUUUCUAGGUCAUCAGAUUUUCAAAGACUCUCACCUGCUCAAUUAGAACAUUUACUUGCCUGUGAUUUUCCAGUUGAUUGUUCAGAAACUGAGGUUUUAAAUAUUGUCAUACAAUGGAUUAAAAGGGGUGGUGAAAAAUUUCAAUCUGCGGCUCUUAAAAUUCUUCGUAGGGUUCAUUUUUCAGAAAUUCCAGAUCAAGAAUUGGAGUCUUUAUUAUCAAUCAUUCAAGAUUCUUACCUUACUAGGUUAAUUGCCAUGGAAGCCUGUUUUCAAACAAAGCUAAUCAAAAAUCAUUCUGAUGUAAUUCCUCCUCUUAUUAAUUCUAGAGGAAUGGAAUUGGCCGUUAUAAAAGUGGGAGGGUUUGGUUUAGGUGGUAUAACUAAUGAAGUAACUUACUUUUUGGCCAGUUCAGGAAAAUGGAGACACUUGACAAGCAUUCCUCAUGUGGAGCAGUGCAACUUUGGUACUGCUGUGCUAGAUAAUGAGCUUUACGUUGUUGGAGGUUGCUUCAAUCAAUCAUUGCAGGAAAACAUUCAUCCGUUCGGAUUUCGUUACUGCCCGCAAGCCAAUAAAUGGAGUACAAUGGCUCCGAUGCAGAGGGAGAGAUGUAGAUUUUCUUUAAAUGUAGUCGCUGGAAAACUUUAUGCAGUUGGCGGAAGUAACGAAUCCGAGGACGACGACGGUCAAGAGGAUAUUUGUUUAUGUGAAUGCUACGAUCCAAUGACGGAUAGCUGGGAAGCUGUCACGCCGGCAGUCGGAAAUAGAUCUCAACAUGCGGGGGCUGCAUGGCCUCCAAAUUCUCCCAAUUGUUUGUUUAUAUCCGGUGGAUUGGAUAGAGACAUGGUUCUUUCAUCCAUGCAAUGUUAUGACAAAGUAAACGAUAGAUGGGAAAAUAAAGCGCCCAUGCUUUCUCCUCGAGCGGAUCACGUUAUGCUAACGUUAGACGAUAAAGUUUAUGUUUGUGGUGGAUGGAGAGAAGAUGAAGCUACAGGUGGUAGGCUACUCGUAGAUACAAUUGAUGCAUAUCACGUGUCCGAAAAUAGAUGGGAAACGGUUACUGUCGUACCUGCUCCCAGAUACCAUGCUGGAAUAGUAUCCAUUCAUAAAAGAAUAUAUUUUAUCGGUGGCUUUCAUAGUGACUCCCUGUUUGACAGAGCAACUGCAUCCGUGGAUUGUUAUGAUUUAGAAACAAAUUCAUGGAGCAGCGAAGAAAAAUAUCCGCAAGAUGUAUGGGAACAUACAUGCAUUACUCUAUAUGUGCCAAGAUGUCGAGAUGACAUGGAAGUUUUACCUCUGUCUAAAUGA